Messenger RNA from Triticum turgidum subsp. durum (durum wheat), 1449 nucleotides. Lineage: Eukaryota; Viridiplantae; Streptophyta; Magnoliopsida; Poales; Poaceae. The record is from the annotation of a GenBank genome assembly.
AUGGCCGGUCGACUCCUCUUGCUCCGGCAGGCCACAAGGAGGUGGCGCCUCCAGCGUACACCACCUCCGCCCCCUUGCCCCUCGUCUGGCAGCGUAGAUGCGACGGCGCCUUCCCACGGAACAAUGAGGCUCAGCGCACCACCUCCGCCUUAUACUUUUCACAAGGUUUUUUACCAAGACGACAGGUUCUUCAGUUGGCCACGAAGUUAUAACCUUCAAACAUGCCGUUCUGUCCAUACCAGUCGACCUGUUAAUAGUCAAAAUCAAGAUACGGCAACGGGUCCACAAAAUACUGGGGCCAUGGUAUCCGUUGAUGAUUCUGGCAAACCAAAAGCGAAGAGGAAAAAACUUAAAGGAAAGAGGGCCGUAACAAGGUUUUUGAAAUCCUUGAGAUGGAAAAAGGAAAGGGAAUUUCAGAGAAUGACCGCUGAGGAGAAGAUUUUGAAAAAAUUGAAGCUAGCUCGAAGGAAGGAAGAACGACUUCUUGCAGCUUUGAAGAAAAUUGAGCCAAAUGAUCCUUCAGAACCCACACAUGAUCCUGAGGUUCUUACACCUGAAGAACACUUCUACUUCCUCAAGAUGGGCCAAAAAAGUAAAAAUUAUGUGCCUGUUGGAAGACGUGGAAUUUACCAGGGAGUGAUCUUGAACAUGCAUUUGCACUGGAAAAAGCACCAAACCCUACAGGUAAUUGUGAAGACAUUCACACCAGAGGAGGUCAAGGAAAUUGCCUCAGAGUUAGCAGUUCUAAGUGGUGGUAUUGUGCUCAGCAUUGAAGAAGGAAAUACAAUUAUUAUGUACAGAGGAAAAAACUAUGCACAGCCACCACCCGAGAUAAUGUCACCAAAGGUUGCACUUCCUAGAAAGAAGGCACUGGACAAAUCAAAGUAUAGAGAUCGCCUCCGAGCUCUUAGGCGGUACAUUCCCAGGCUUGAGCAGGAGCUUGAAUAUCAGCACGCCCUGACGAAGUUAGCUGGAGGCCUUAUAGGACAAAGUGCGGCGAAAGACAUUGCUUUUAUUUCAGACUCUACAAACAGUGUGUCCGUGAAUAAAGAUUCUUCUAGCUCAGUUUACAACAGAACUGUAUCCGAACUCCUGUCAGAAAAUGUAGAAAGGUCUGAGAAGUUGGGGGAUGAAAAUUCUGAGGUUGAUGAUGAUUCAACUUCGGAGUCUAUCACAUAUUCAGAAUCCGAGGAUCUCUCUGACAUGUUUGAGACAGAUUCAGAGGAGCAAGCAGAAGAUAGCAAGGAGCGCCCUUUGUAUCUAGAUAGGCUGGAUAAGUUUCUCCCAGAAAAAGUCGAUAAUGAAUCAGAUGAUUUUGAGGAGCAUCUGCGGAAGAUUGCUUCACUCUCUGACAAGGCAGAUUCACCCGCAAAAGAACUGAAAAUCUCCGAGCUUGAUGAGAUCGAUAAAAUAUUCCUAAGAGCUAGUUCAUUGCUGAAGAAAAGGUGA